Messenger RNA from Dendrobium catenatum, 345 nucleotides. Its product is annotated as transcription factor bHLH112. Gene Ontology annotation, molecular function: RNA polymerase II cis-regulatory region sequence-specific DNA binding; DNA-binding transcription factor activity, RNA polymerase II-specific; protein dimerization activity. The record is from RefSeq and is a predicted model, not a curated record. Gene Ontology annotation, cellular component: nucleus. Gene Ontology annotation, biological process: regulation of transcription by RNA polymerase II. NCBI's taxonomy places the organism in Eukaryota, Viridiplantae, Streptophyta, Magnoliopsida, Asparagales, Orchidaceae.
GUGAGGAAAGAAAAAAUAGGGGACAGAAUCACUGCUCUCCAGCAGCUGGUUUCACCAUUUGGAAAGACCGCUACUGCCUCUGUACUGCACGAUACCAUUGAAUACAUUAAAUUCCUUCAUGAACAAGUUAGUGUCUUAUGCACUCCAUAUUUGAGGAAUUUGCGUCCCACACAGCAAGAGAAGAAGUCAGAAAAGUCCAUGGAUGAAGAAGAGUCUACACAAGAUCUAAGAAGCCGAGGUCUGUGUUUGGUUCCACUAACGAGCACUUACUCGAUGGCUAGUGAUGGAUCAGACCACUUUUGAUUUCUGGACUCCAAUAACUGAAAGAAGUUAUACGCAACUCAC